Messenger RNA from Talaromyces amestolkiae, 1128 nucleotides. RefSeq lists its product as uncharacterized. The coding region runs from base 1 to 1128 and encodes 375 amino acids. The record is from RefSeq and is a predicted model, not a curated record. The transcript is spliced from 3 exons. NCBI's taxonomy places the organism in Eukaryota, Fungi, Ascomycota, Eurotiomycetes, Eurotiales, Trichocomaceae.
AUGCCGCUCAAGAUAUUCCAUUCUGGACGUCAGUCCCGGUUGGAGAGAUCGAAGGUCGAAAAAGCCAUCGAAGAAUUGUAUGAGGCGGUUGACAGCAUGGAUGUUACAGUCCUGGAUGGCCAGCAGAUCGCGAAACUUGCAGUGCGAGUCUACGACUUGGAAAUAGAUGAUCAGGACGCUGGAAGCUCCAACUCGAAACAGCUGUCAUUUUUUGCGCCUUUGAGUCAAGAACUCUACAAGCGUUACCCCCUCGGUGAGAAAGAAGAAAGGACUUUUCACAACAGCCUUCACAAUUUUUUCAAGAUACCGCCUGGCAAAUCCUCCGCCAUUAAUCUUGCCGAUGACCUGACGACCCAAUUCGCUUGGUUCGUGGACGGUCAUGACAGGCCUGACAUCCCUAUAAACGGAAGUUGCUUCAAGCCGACCCUUGGUGGUCUCUCAGGAUGGGGGUUUCAAGAAGGUCCCUUCGACUUUGAAACUGACAAAGACAAUGAUGACUACGUAUUUGACGACCUUGUAACGGAACCACCGUGUCUGAGAGCGUUUUUCUUAGACCGAUAUCCAGGUUACGAAGAAGAAGAAAUAUCGCAUUUCAUGUUUGGCUUGAAGAUUGAUUGCGAGAACGGACACGAGCUUUUCAAAGGAGAGGUACUUCAGAUCCUAAUGGCUAUGAAAGGCCAACUCAAACUUCGCGAGCUAGAGAAACACGUUGUCUUCCCACUCCUGGUCUUCUCUUUCAUGGGUAGACAGGGACGAAUCAUUGAAGCGUUUCAUGAUAGUUCUUAUCUCAACAUCCACAAGAGUCGUCUGUUUGAAUUUCGGAAUUUUGAAGAGGCCCCGUUCGACUUGUUCGCCCGAUACUUUGCCAACACGCCGAUAGGAGACACUCGACACCUUCCGGUUCCACAGCAAAUCCACACUGAGGCCACUAGUGCUGUUGACUCUACCAUGAAAUUGCAUGACUCCGGUACUGUUCGUCAACAGCGUUUAACCAAACAAGGCGAGAAUACUUUGGAACGCCAACCAAGCUUACGAAACUUUUGGAAGCAAAGGCUAUCAGUCCGCAGCAAAAAGGAUAAUCGGCGAGGUGAUGUGCGUACUACUUUUCCUGACCAAGUGGAGGAAUGA